GCAAGAUUGUCCUGCCCUCUCGUUAUACUGAACUGGAACCUGAACAAAACCGUCAACAGUCAUGGCCGAGAUCUUUAAAAGUGGUACGGUUCGGAGAAGCGAGUGUCUGGUUGCCUUUAUGAUAGUAGGAUCAGCUGAAUUAUGCCAGAAGAUAUCAGAGGGCUUACAUCAAAGUGCAAGGAAAAGGAAGUGGCACAUAUCUAUACAUCAGUGUGAAUCUAUUAGUGAUGUCGUAAAAGCAAAACUAGAUAUCUCGGUGGAUUUUAUCAUUUUUGCAUUUGAUUUAAGAGUUUCGUAUACUCUGUCAGAAAAGAUAACAUAGCCACGGUAGAUGAAUACUACAUAAUUUCGGGUGCAGCUUGCUUAGUAAAUUGCAAUGGAAUAUCUAAUGUUAUGGGAUUG
Messenger RNA from Monomorium pharaonis (pharaoh ant), 402 nucleotides. RefSeq lists its product as uncharacterized. The coding region runs from base 62 to 322 and encodes 86 amino acids. The record is from RefSeq and is a predicted model, not a curated record. The transcript has 3 exons. NCBI's taxonomy places the organism in Eukaryota, Metazoa, Arthropoda, Insecta, Hymenoptera, Formicidae.